Molecule: messenger RNA, 855 nt
Organism: Recurvomyces mirabilis
Lineage: Eukaryota; Fungi; Ascomycota; Dothideomycetes; Mycosphaerellales; Teratosphaeriaceae
Exons: 2
Coding region: 1-855 (284 amino acids)
Molecular function (GO): acyl-CoA dehydrogenase activity
Source: RefSeq, a predicted model, not a curated record
AUGCUUCAGGGCGUGACCGAGCCGAACACGGGAUUAGAGACGCUCAAGCUCAAGACCACCGCCAUACCCACCCCAGAUGGAUCAGGCUACAAACUCUCCGGCCAGAAAAUCUGGAUCUCGAGUGCGCAGGUAGCAACAAAGAUGGUCUUGCUCGCUCGCACAACUCCGCUGGAGGAAGUCAAGAAACCCAGCGAAGGUCUAAGUAUGUUCUACAUCGACUUCGACCUCAGCAAACCCGGCCUUGAAGCAAAAAGAAUAAAGAAGAUGGGUGGACGAGCAGUAGACGCAAACCAAGUGUUCUUCGAUGGCUAUGAGAUUUCCAAGGACUCCCUGAUUGGUGAAGAAGGCCAAGGAUUCAAAAUAAUCCUCCACGGCAUGAACGCCGAGCGCGCACUGCUAGCCGGCGAAGCCUUGGGUCUAGGCUACAUCGCACUGAAGAAAGCCUCGCAGUACGCGAAGGAAAGGGUGGUUUUCGGGAGACCAAUAGGACAGAACCAAGCCAUACAACAUCCCCUGGCCUCCGCCUACAUGCAUCUUGAAGCGGCCAAACUCGCUACCUAUCACGCAGCUCGUCUCUAUGAUCGAUCUACCCCAGGGCACAAGGACUACGAUCCCAGCAUAACGCAGCACCAGGUUGGAGUAGCGUGCAACUCGGCGAAGUAUGUCGCGGCGGAAGCGGCGUUCGUGGCGUGCGAGAGGAGCGUAAUGAGUAUGGGAGGGAUGGGAUACGCGGCUGAAUAUCAUGUCGAAAGGUAUCUGCGGGAGUGCUUUGUUCCUCGAUUGGCGCCUGUUAGUCGGGAGAUGAUUAUGAACUUCGUGGGCGAGAAGGUAUUGGGGUUGCCCAGAAGUUACUAA